UCGACCGUUCGAAAGAGGUCCCCUUAUCGCCCUUGCACCAUCCCUGCGCACCAACAUACAUCUUGGAAUCACCGACAGUUUUAAUUUCUAAUCUUCUUUCAAAAUAUCAUUGGUAUGUUAAAUGGCCCAGGGAAAGAUAAAAACUAAAACCAAUACCAAGCCGCCAGCAAAGAAGACCAAACCUACGAAGAACAAGGGCGGAGUGAAGAAAGGAAAGUUCACUUUUGCGGCUAAAAACAACAUUCAGCUGCAGGUUCAGAAGUUUAAGAAAUCUGUUCAGAAAGGAAUCAACGCGAACAUCGAGUCCGAGUUAAAAGCAGUUGCCCUUAAACAUCAAGAGGGAAAAGCGUUCAAGGCAAUCAAUACAAAUAACCAGACCGGAAGCUCUUCUAAAUAAAGAUGGCUGACAACGGAGAUUCGAACGGAACUAACGGAACCCUGAACGGAACGAACGGAACUGAAAACACCCAACACGUGGAGAAACAUGUCCACGUGGUGGAGCCAAUUACUAUGGAAACUGACCCACCGAACAACGACGCUGUCGAUACAGACGCCUCCGACGCCGAGCCCGACGGGCCUGAGAUAUCCGAGGAGCUGGGGAAGGUAGUGAUCAAACCCAACGAGGUGAACGCCCUGGAGCUCGACUUUCAACACUGUAAGAUUCCUAAGAUUGAGAAUCUUGAGGUUCUUACUAAAAUAGAAAAUCUCGGAUUCAGGUGGAAUUUUAUCAAAAAGAUUGAAAAUCUACAUCAUCUUACAACCCUGAAGGAGCUUGAGCUGUAUGAUAACCAGAUAACUAAAAUAGAAAACCUUGACGGUUUAGUUAAUCUCAGUAUGCUGGAUAUAUCUCACAACAGACUCAGGAAGAUUGAAGGACUAGAGAACCUUCCAAAUCUUCGAAGGCUCUACCUCGUCUCAAACAAAAUUUCAAGAAUUGAAAACCUGGAUAAGUUGACCGGGUUGGAGAUGCUUGAACUGGGGGACAAUAAGAUCAGGAAGGUGGAGAACCUGGACACCCUUGUCAACCUGACCGAACUCUACCUCGGGAAAAACAAGAUCAGCAAAAUCGAGAAUUUGGAGAAAUUAGAAAAUCUCAAAAUUCUCAGCAUUCAAGCCAACAGGAUUCGAUCAAUUUGCGGUGUUGACGAGCUCCCUCACCUGGAGGAGCUGUAUAUUGCUGACAAUGGGCUGGAAAACCUUCAGGGUUUGGAAAAGAAUGUCAACAUUGAAACUCUAGAAGUGGCCAACAAUAAGAUAACCAGUCUUAAAGGAGUGGAUAAGAUGAGUAAACUCGAGGAGUUCUGGGCCAACGGUAACGAAGUCUCAGACUGGAAGGAGGUUGAGCAGCUGUCUGCCAACAAGUGUUUACUUACUGUAUAUUUGGAGCAUAAUCCUAUUCAGAAGGAUCCUCAAUAUCGUCGUAAACUGAAGAUGUGCAUCCCAACCCUCACUCAGAUUGACGCAACACUCUGUCAAUAAAAAGAUUAAAUACCAAAUAUGUUAAUUCUGUGUUCACUGUCACCAUAACCCAAUAUUAGAUAUAUUUGAUCGAUGUAUAUUUUCUUGUGAUGAAUUUAAAUGAAUUUGAGCCAACACCUGGCUCUAAUUCAAUUUAUCCCUCUGUUAACAAUAUACUAAUUUUUAAUUUUCAUCUAUUUUUUUCAGA
Eurytemora carolleeae is the source of this 1666-nucleotide messenger RNA. RefSeq names its product protein phosphatase 1 regulatory subunit 7. Gene Ontology annotation, molecular function: protein binding. Bases 400 to 1479 code for a protein of 359 amino acids. The record is from RefSeq and is a predicted model, not a curated record. The transcript is spliced from 14 exons. Lineage: Eukaryota; Metazoa; Arthropoda; Copepoda; Calanoida; Temoridae.